UUAUGGGUCGGGUAAACCAAAUCGUUAUGGACAGGCCCCGAUCCACUUUGCCGUGAACCAUCACGACUGCAAACCCUACGAAAACCGAUCAGAUCGGAAAUCACCACAAGAAGAAGAAGAAGAAACCGAAAAUGUCAUCGUCUUCAACCGAUAAAGUUAGGGCUUCACACAUACUCAUUAAGCAUCAAGGAUCUCGCCGUAAGGCGUCCUGGAAGGAUCCAGAAGGUCGCAUCAUUAACAGCACCACCAGAGAUGACGCUGUCGCUCAGCUCAAAUCCUUACGCGAAGAUAUUCUUGCCGGCAACUCCAAGUUUGAGGAUGUCGCCUCUCGUUAUUCUGAUUGCAGUUCUGCUAAGCGCGCUGGAGAUCUCGGAUCAUUUGGAAGGAACCAGAUGCAGAAACCCUUUGAGGAAGCAACAUACGCAUUAAAAGUUGGUGAAAUAAGCGAUAUUGUGGACACCGACAGUGGAGUUCACAUCAUCUUGAGAACUGGUUAAUCGGGAAGCUGGCCUUGCUGAACGUUUUCUGUAUGUUGGGUGUCAUGCCCUUUUAUAUUGAAACAAUAAGACCACGUAUUUCCCUUCCAUUGUCACUGUAACGUGAUUGUCGGAUUUCAUAUGCUUUCGUAUUGGUUUUGGUAUUGUUUUUGGUUUCGGUUCGGACAAUCCAACAUCGCAGCGUUACAAAGCA
Messenger RNA from Helianthus annuus (common sunflower), 690 nucleotides. RefSeq names its product peptidyl-prolyl cis-trans isomerase Pin1. Gene Ontology annotation, molecular function: peptidyl-prolyl cis-trans isomerase activity. NCBI's taxonomy places the organism in Eukaryota, Viridiplantae, Streptophyta, Magnoliopsida, Asterales, Asteraceae. Gene Ontology annotation, cellular component: nucleus; cytosol. The transcript is spliced from 2 exons. Bases 132 to 497 code for a protein of 121 amino acids. The record is from RefSeq and is a predicted model, not a curated record.